CCGUCGUGCAUCCUGUUCCAGCACUCCCGCGUCCCUCUCAUCCGAUACCAUUCCAGCGCCGUCGCUCUCUCUCUCUAUGGACCCAGCCACUAUGGAUCCGUCUGCUAUUGAAGCGCAAACCCCGGCCCCAGCGCCCGAGCGACGUGACCCGUCGUUCAUGUGGAUUCUCUUUGGCUGCUACGCCCUCACCAUCGUCAACCCCGUCACCGCUGUCUACUUUGAUCUCUCGCUCGAGUCCGCCCGCGGACUGCACUACAUUUCGCUACCGUUCCUCCGGUUACAUUUGGCGGCUCUUGCUGUGCUCGUUUUUGUGUCGAUCUUCAAGCUGCGAUGGGGCUGCUCCAUAACACAGCCCCUCGCCAUCUAUAUGUCCUCUGUCAGUGGCAUGUACGGAAUCUACUUUCUGCUCAGGACCAUCAGCUACUUCCACUCACACAAGGUCCCGACGUCAGACCACGAGUUCAACCCGAUGGCGCUGAUAUACAUGUUCUUCGUCAACUUGGCGGCGCUGGCUUGGGUCUUGACAGUGCAAAGCCAAUCAAAAAUCGAGUCCUAUUUCAGCGACCCUGCGGCCCCGCCUGGAUACCAUACUCUCAAUUCUGCCGACACCACCGAAGCCGGAAAGGUUCAGAUGGCGCAUACCAUGAUCAAUAGAGAAAUUUCGCACAACUGUUUUGUUCAAGCAUCCUAGACUCACCCCCGCACACAAUCGCACCCAUUUGAAUAUAGCGCAUUUUU
This is a messenger RNA of Polychytrium aggregatum, 738 nucleotides long. RefSeq lists its product as uncharacterized. The record is from RefSeq and is a predicted model, not a curated record. NCBI's taxonomy places the organism in Eukaryota, Fungi, Chytridiomycota, Chytridiomycetes, Polychytriales. The transcript has 4 exons. The coding region runs from base 77 to 691 and encodes 204 amino acids.